ACCACUGGGCCCGGUUCCCAGGUGGGCUGGGCUAAGUUGCAUGCAGGGAUCUCUCGGAAACGCGGGGCUUCUUGAAGGCUCCACUUAGCUCCAGAAGCAGCCAAGGGUCUUUGGCAUCCUGGUGUCGUCAAUGUGGAAGGUUUGAUCUUUCUGGUCCGAAGACAUUGCUGGUUGGCUUCGGUCUCCACCGAGCCCGCCUUUCAAGGCAGAGGAAGAAUGUUGGUCAUAGAUGAUCGUUCACUCGUGAGGAUUUCGGGAGUGGGGAAGUGAUAUCCCUACAUUUGGCAUCUUUGAGAGCUAGUCAUUUUCUGAAUAUGUGUGUGUGGAAUGGGUCCUGUUAACCAGAUCCAGGGGAGGAAGCCUGAAGAAGAAUGGCCAGCUCCACUUCUCACCACAUGGUCUGUGGGUCAGUGACACUUAGGGAUGUGGCUGUUGAGUUCUCUCAGGAGGAGUGGGCCUGCCUGGAUGCUGCUCAGAAGGCCCUAUACAGGGACACGAUGUUGGAGACCUACAGCAACCUCGUGGCAGUGGUGGGAAGCUGCAUUUCCAAGCCCGAUCUGAUCGUCUUACUGGAGCAGCAGAAAGAGCCCUGGAUGGCUGUGAAGGAAGAAACACACAGGCUGAGCCCAGAUUUGGAAGCAGACUAUAAUGCUGAAAAUAUAUCACCAGAAAAUCAUAUUUAUAAUAAAAAUUUGCCCAAUCAGACCAUAAAGCAAUUAAAUAAAACUUUUGACUUCAAGAGCUCUACAUUCAAGGCUCUGCAGAAUUGCCAAGAAGGAAAUGUUGAACAAAAUACUAUUAACAAGGCAGAAAUGCCUCCUUAUUCCUGCCAGACUCUUGCUCACAACAUAGAAAAGCCAUAUGAAUGUAAAGCGUGUGGGAAGAGCUUUGGUUGUAGGUCAGCUCUUACUCAGCAUCAGAGUAUUCAUACUGGAGAGAAGCCCUAUGAAUGUAAGGAGUGUGGGAAGGCCUUCAGACUCCACCAGGUGCUUAGAAGACAUCAGAUGUGUCACAGUGGUGAGAAACCUUACAAAUGUAAGGAAUGUAGAAAAACUUUUCAUCUUCCUGUACUGCUCAAGUACCAUAAAACUGUUCAUACAAGCACAAGACCAUUUGAAUGUGAGCAGUGUGGCAAGUCCUUCAAGCGUGUCUCCCACCUUGUUGAACAUAGGAUCAUUCAUGUUGAUGUGACACCCUAUGAAUGUAAUCUAUGUGGAAAAGCCUUUAAACGUCGCAACAGCCUCAUGCAGCAUCAGAAAAUUCAUUCUGGUGAGAGGCCCUUUCAGUGUGAGGACUGUGGGAAGGGCUUCACUGUUCUGACUCAGCUCACUCGGCACCAGAGCAUUCACACUGGAGAGAAGUUGUUUGAAUGUGAGCAGUGUGGCAAGAAAUUCAGAACUGGCUCACAACUAGUUCAGCACCAGAGGAUUCAUACAGGUGAGAAACCCUUUGAGUGUAAUGUAUGUGGGAAGGCUUUUAGGCUUCAGGUGUACCUCUCUGAGCAUCAGAAAACUCACAUGGAAGAGAAACCUUUCAAGUGUAAGCUCUGUGGGUCAGCCUUCGGACGUAAGUACCAACUUAAUGAACAUCGGAGAACUCAUUGUGCUGUGAAACUCUACCAAUGCAUGGAAUGUGGGAAAUUCUUUGGUCGCAGGUCAAAUUUUACUGAACAUCAGAGUAUUCACACUGGAAAGAAACCCUUCCAGUGUGAAGAAUGUGGGAAGUUCUUUAGACUUAGUACACUUCUCAUCCAUCAUCAGAAGUCUCACAGUGGUGAGAGACCUUAUGAGUGCAAAGACUGUGGAAAGGCUUUCCUUCUUCCCAGUGAGCUUAAUAACCAUAAAAUUGUUCAUACAAGCAAAAGACCCUUUGAGUGCAAGAUGUGUGGGAAGUCCUUCAAGCGUGAAUCCACUCUGGUUCAGCAUAGGAUUAGUCAUGGUGGUGUGAGACCGUAUGAAUGCAGUGAAUGUGGCAAAGCCUUUAUUCAUUGCUCAAACCUAUUGCAGCAUCGCAAGAUUCAUUCUGGUGAGAAACCCUUUCGGUCGGAAUGUGGAAAGGCCUUCGUUGUUCUGGAAAACCUUGUUCGGCACCAGAGCAUCCAUAUUGGAGAGAAAUCAUUCAAAUGUCAGCAGUGUGGGUCAGCCUUCAGACUUAAGUCCCAACUCAGUAAGCAUCAGAUAAUUCAUUCUGAUGUGAAACUCUUUGACUGUGUGCAAUGUGGAAAGGACUUUGUUUGUGGAACAGCCCUUAGAAUUCAUCAGAGAAUCCAUACUGGUAAGAAUCCCUUUUAAUGUAAAGAAUGUGGGGGUGCUUUUCAAUAUCAUUACCAAUUUCUUGGGCAUUUUAGAAUUCAUACUGGCAAGAACCCUUAAUGAAUGUAAAGAUUGUGGGAAGUACUUUCCUCGUGGUAGAGACCUUAAAAUACAUCAAAAGAUUCACACUGUUGAAAUACCUUAAUGAGGUUAAAAUAUGGGAAGACCUUUAGUUGAACAUUAAACUUGGUUUGGCAUACUAAAUUUAAUAUUAAGAAGCUGGAAAAGAUCCUCAGCAGUUCUAAGCUAGUUAUAUAUCAUACAAUUUCAACUUGUGAGAAAGUCUAUCAAUAUAAGAAAGGCAGGAAAAUGUUUAGAUUUAGUUCACCUAAUUCAUAUUGAUUGAAACCCUUAUGAAUAAAAAAAAUUUUUUUGAUAAGUUGGAGCUCAGCCUUCUUCAACAUAAAAGAUUCCAUGGUGGUGUCAAACACUAUGAAUGCAAGGAAUGUGGGAAUUUAUAGACUUAGCUCUUAAAUCUUAUUAGAGAGUCCAUAUAGGUCUGAAACCCUGACACUUGGAAGACUCAGUAAAAGUCUUUAUUGGAAAUGAUGAACAUCCAUAAUUCCCAGGAGUCCUAUACAAGUAAGGAAGGUGGACAAGCCAUUGUGUGGAAAUUUUACUGAAUAUGAGAGAGCUCAUAUUGGGAAGAAUGUGACUUAAAAGAACGUGGGACCUUUAAUCUGCCCGAGGACUUGGUCAAUAGCAGGGUAUUCAUAUCUUGUUAAUGCAAAGAAACCUUUUAUAAUGAGAAAGUGGGAAGUUGUUUUUUCAGAGAAGAUAUUCUCUUAAGAAUGCAUUUUAAUGUCAGAAAUAUAGAGUAGUGAUCAUGUUCUUGAUUUACCCUCUUCUUAUUAGUUGUAUAAAUAUACAUUUAUACAUUUUAUUUAUACAUUUCUCAUUUAUACAUUUAUCAAUAGUCACCCAGGACAGUCAACUUAGGGAGAGCAGUUACUGGAACUAGGUUUAUCUGAGCUGUCUUCAUUGUCACCAUUAACAUCCCGUGGCUCUUGAUAUUACACAGAAUGUUUACUUUGUUUUUGCAUACUUUGUUUUUGGGGAGCACAGGAACAACUAAAGUUGUGGCAACAGAGUUAUAAGAGAUAAAAUUAUUGAGAGUAUUUGGUCAAUGCCUAUGUUCUAUAAAGUAGCUUCUACAGUGUUCUUGCUCUUAUUGGCAUUAAUAUAACUUAUAUGAAAAGCUAAUUGUACUUCAGGGAGUUUAGAAAAUCCUCAUUCACUAUUAAAUUUAAAAUAACUUCAUCCUGGAGAUAUCUAAGAGAUGAAAAGGAACAUGAAAGGCUUUGAAUUGUAAGUCAAUUCCUUACGUAUAUUUGUGGAGGUUUUAAAAAACACAAUUAUUUUUGAAUACGUACUUUCAAAAGGGGUGAAACCCAUAAAAGAAUUCAAAAGAUAAAACUAAUGUAUGCUCUUGGCCCACAUAUGAAGAUAAACUAUAUAUUUGUGAUAGAGCCAGUACAUCUAUAGGAUGUACCAUCUCUUAUUCUUGCUUAGGCCAUUUCAGGCUUGAUUAGAAUUUGAUUGGCCUGAUGGAGAAUCUUGUGGAAAAUUACCCAACUCUGUUCUAGGAACUGGAGGUCAAAUUGCCUUUGCUAAUUUGUCUUGGCUUCUGUUACAUGCCCUUUGUGUUUAAAACUCCCUGUUCAGCUAACUGCUUAUCUUGGCUUCUGUUAAACUGCCUGCUCAACCAAAAGCUCUCCCUGCAGCUGCUGAGCAAGAUAACAGGAUAUGGGUUUUCCUCUAAGUGCUUAGAGGUAUACUUGGGUUCCAAAUACCAGAAUGUACUCAGAGCUGACUGGAAUAAAGACUGUCAAUUGGCUAUACACUGUAUCUGA
Molecule: messenger RNA, 4165 nt
Organism: Apodemus sylvaticus (European woodmouse)
Lineage: Eukaryota; Metazoa; Chordata; Mammalia; Rodentia; Muridae
Product: zinc finger protein 59-like
Biological process (GO): regulation of DNA-templated transcription
Source: RefSeq, a predicted model, not a curated record